AUGGCUGGCACAUCCUGGGAACUGAAAGGCGAAGUCAAACGCCUGGCAAUUCUAAAUGCCAUCCCCGAGAAAUGGCGGCUGAAAUCUCCUGUACCCCCAGCUACAGAAGUGCGUGAUGUCACCGGGCAUUAUAUACAACAGUAUCUCACCAAGCGUGAAAUUGAAAUCACGGAGACAGAUGCUGUGGACAUUGUGAAUCAGACAUCCACAGGACGCUGGUCAGCCGUAGAAGUGACAGAAGCCUUCUGUCACCGAGCCGCACUGGCUCACCAACUCGUCGGCUGUCUCCAUGAAGUAUUUUUCGAAGCAGCAAUUGAAGAUGCCAAAAACCAGGACGAAUACUUCGCAAAACACAAAACCCCAAUUGGACCCCUGCACGGCCUACCAGUGAGUCUCAAAGAUCAGUUUCACGUGAAAGGCGUCGAAACCACAAUGGGCUAUGUAGGCUGGAUAAAUACCUUCCAAGGCCAACCAAACGACCCGCGCAGCGGCACAGAAGAAAGCGAACUCGUCCGCGAACUACGCAAUCUCGGGGCAGUCCUCUACUGCAAGACCAGCGUACCAGCCACUUUAAUGUCCGGGGAAACCAUCAACAACAUCAUCGGCUACACCUGGAACCCCAAGAACCGGCUGCUAUCCUGCGGUGGCAGUUCCGGCGGCGAGGGCGCCUUGAUGGCGCUCCGCGGAUCGCCCGCUGGUUUUGGCACUGAUAUCGGAGGCAGUGUGCGCGUCCCUGCUGGGUUUAAUUUCCUCUAUGGGCUUCGUCCUUCGGCGGGCAGGAUUCCUUAUCAGGGUGCUGCGAACUCGAUAGAUGGCCAGGGCUCCAUCUUAUCUGUCAUCGGGCCGAUUGCGCCAACUGCGAGAUCUUUGACGCUCUUAUUCAAGGCUGUUCUUAGUCAAAAGCCCUGGCUGUACGAUCCUCUUGCGUUAGAGCUGCCGUGGCGAGAUGAGAUUGUUCAGGAGACCAGGGCAUUGAUUGAGCAGGCUCGGGGUGGGGCAUCAACGCUUGCAUUCGGGAUUAUGAAAUACGAUGGCGUGGCACCUGUUCAUCCGCCUAUUGCGCGGGGGCUCAGGAUUGUCGAGAAAACGCUCCGGCGGUUGGGUCAUCGAGUCAUCGAAUGGAAACCUCCUGCCCACGCUAUUGCCGUUGAACUGGUUGGUAAAGUGUUCGACAUGGACGGCGGCGCAGACAUGAAGUAUCAUUUCAGUCUAUCUGGAGAAUCUCCAGCUCCGCAAGUAAUCAGUGCCGACCAUGGUACUGAAAUGACAGCAUCUGAGAUUGCCGCGCUCAAUGUUGCAAAGCGUCAGUAUCAGAAACAAUACAUGGACUACUGGCAUAGCACAGCGGAGGUGACAGGCACAGGGCGUCCUGUUGAUGGGCUCUUUUGUCCAUUGGCGCCUCAUGCUGCCGUCAUUCCCAGCGAAUACAAUUAUGUAGGAUAUACUGGAUUUGUGAAUCUGCUUGACUACACUAGUCUUGCGGUUCCAGUGACAUUUGCAAACAAGGAGGUCGAUACGAAAUCGGCUGAUGGGUCUAUCGAUGACUCUGAGAACAUUCAGUGGGACUAUGAUGCCGAUACCUACGAUGGAGCUCCGGUGGGGGUGCAAUUUGUAGGCAGGAGGCUGCAGGAAGAGAAAAUGUUGACUCUAGCUGAGUAUCUGGGCGAAGAGAUUGCUCUAGAUGCGAAGGAGAGAGACUAG
Messenger RNA from Penicillium coprophilum, 1701 nucleotides. RefSeq names its product putative general amidase GmdA (gene gmdA). The transcript is spliced from 4 exons. The record is from RefSeq and is a predicted model, not a curated record. Lineage: Eukaryota; Fungi; Ascomycota; Eurotiomycetes; Eurotiales; Aspergillaceae. The coding region runs from base 1 to 1701 and encodes 566 amino acids.